GGAGUUAUGAGACUGAGGAGGAAUAAGUGCUGUUGAGAAUUUGUGUCUCUGAAAAUAAGUCCUCGAUCACAAAAUUCGUCCUUCGAGAAUAUAUACAAGACCGUCCAUACUUCAGCAAUAAGACUGGGCGACUAGUGUCUAUCUGCUAACCAGCUGUCUGGUUCAACAACUCACGAUGAUUGAAAAUGGCAAGAGAGACUUUGAGGAAGAUGAAGUGUCUCCUUCUGACGGUGAAAAUGUUCAUGCGCAUAUAGAUAAUGAAGAUGGCGCCUCUCAUGAGAGCAAGAAGCCCCGUAAAGCAUAUCAGUACAGUCACGCAACGGUCAAAACCGGCUGUAACAGUUGCAAAACCAGACGAGUUAAAUGCGAUGAAACAAAGCCUGCUUGCAUGAGAUGUCAAAAUUUUGGACGUGUCUGCGAUGGAUAUCCAGCUUUUAAUGAGCGAUGGAAGCCAGAAACCCAAAUGAUAGCUGUCUCAACGUCCGUCUUGCCUACAUAUCAAGAGAAUUCAAAUCCCGAGGCAUUUCAUCUCUUACGAAACAUUGAUCAUGUACCACAAAACGACCCUAUGGAGAGAACCUUUCCUCCAUCUGAAGAAACAUGGUACGAAUGGGAGAGUCCUUUGAUGAAGCUACCAUCAAUCAACGAGUUGCCUGAAGGAUCUCCAAUGAACGAUUCUCGUCCACCAGUUCCUCUUGUGAACAGGAGUUCUUGGGAAUCCACCCACAUACCUCAAGAUGGUGCUUCUUCUACAUCACAAAACGCACAAGCAACUGACUUUGAGACUUUGGAAUCGACUUCCUCCUAUGACAAUAUUUCACGGAUAGAUAAUCCAUUACAAGAAACAUCAAAUAAAUGGGAUACAAAUUCACUUGAUACAUUUAGUGAUCUUUGGAUGCCCUUUACGAAACAAGAAAUCCCACAAUAUGAUCUUUCACAAUCAUCUAAAGCGGACAUGAGAUGGGAUAACAUCGGUUCAGAACACGAAUUUGAUAAAGUUAUUCGACGGCGAGAUAGACAGGCUUAUGAAAGAGAACAUGUCAAAGUCAAUAAGGAGAAUAUCUCAUCCUCCUUGAAUACAGCUAACAUCAUGAAGAAGCCUAUCCCCCCCGAAAAAUUCGAACGCACCUUGGCAUUGUAUAGCGAGUUUCGGAUGGAAGAAAAGAGGGCUUGUUCCUCCUCGACUCCAAACAAUGAUUUUAUGCUAAAUGAGUCACCCUUUUUCGAUAAAACCUCGGACUAUUCUUCGGUGGCGUCGCUUGACAGUUCCAGUAUAGCAUCCGUAAUAUCUAGGCCAGGAAGCGCCCAAAGUAACGUCAUAUCACAAAGACGUAGAAAAAGGUUCAGCCCUCUGGCGAAACGAAAGACUGCUUUUCUUCGGUAUCUGGGAGCCUGUCAAAAUUGCCGGGCUCGCAACAUUAAGUGUUCUUUAGAUCAUCAUGAUCUUGAAGCCGUUGAAAUUGCCUACCAAAAUGCAAGCCUUGAUGGUAAAUCAACAACAGAUCAUCGUGAGGAAGAGCUCAUCUCAAAAUGGCACAUGGGACACAUCAACAACAACAAAGACUUCAAAAAGUCAAACGAUACAUUGAAGUAUAUAUCCGGCGAUAAGACUACUUUGAACCCCACACAUUAUUCGAAUAACUCUGCUCUCAUCCCAGCUUUUACUGGCGGUCCAGGUUCUCUCUCAGAUGCUCUGCUUCAAGAUCAUCAACCGUUUGACCGCAGCAAUAAUUCCACGAUUUUGACCGAUAAGGAGUGUGAAAUUGGUUCCCCCAACGUCCCUCCUAUUGAUACUGACGAAAGUGAUUCAAAAAUUUGGAAAUAUAAUGAUUUUAUCACACAGCCUCGCCCACAUGCAAUAUCUUCAGACAAUAUAUUCAAUAACAUUGAAUACCUUGAUAAUCAAAUGAUGAAUCAACAAAAUUCCCUAGUAUACACCACUAACGAACUAGAAAUGUACUCUAGUGAUGGUCCAUUGCCAACAACUUCCCAGGGUCCUGAUGUUCCCGAAAUUGUUCAAAACUCUCAGGAGCGAUUGAGCUUUCUCGAGCAAUUCAGUGGAACACUUGAGCCACCAAAAGAUUCUAAUUUUCUAUUUCAUCCUCCCUAUCUAGUCAUGCCACUGUACCCGGAGAUGGAACACAACAGGAGAUUUUCAACGGAACUUAAAGGAGAUCGAAACACAAAUGACUGGGACUUGCAAUCAAUCAGAUCCAUUAACACAUAUCGAGAUAGUGGACUGGGUUCGAGCCUACCAUCCCAAGGAUCUGAUUCAAUCACUCAAGAACUCCCUCAAGCAGCAAAAGAAGAGAUUUUAACAAUCAUCCGCACCGAUUCCGAGUUCCAGUUGAGUCUUUCGAACAUUGCUUCCAAGAUUUCCAAACCACGAUUCAUUCGGAACAUUCGACGAUUACUUCAAUUUUUUAUUCUUGACCUCCGAAAAACCGUUACCGAUACUCGAGAAAAGGAUGCCGUUAACAUCCUUGAACGACAUGCACUAUGGUUUGCAACUAGGCUUUUUGACUUUUCAAAUCCUAAUAGAGAUUCAGACUCACUUACCAUGGCUUCAUAUUUGGACCAGCAAAUCGAUAAAAGGUUGCUUCUUGAGCAAUACUUGGCAUCGAGUCUGGGCACUAAGCUAAGUGAAGCUCAAAUAAGAGACGGGGCGGAGAAAAUAGAUGCUUCCGCAAUGGAAGUUGACGAUUUAAUCGAUAUUGAUUACUCAAAUUUUCCAAAUGUGGAACACAUCAAGCAAUUCAUCAGCGGAGGCUCGGCUUUUGAAGUUCUGCGACUCAACACAUCUCAAUUUGCAAGAAAUGAGUUGCCAGACCCUUCCUCGGAAAAUACAAGGCUCCAUAUUGAUCAACAGACCUCCUCUCACCUCAAAGCCAACCGCAUCAGUAAUUUUCAACAAUUUAGAUUGAUCUUGGCAAAGCAAGCGAGAAUUGUGUUAAUUAUUCAAAGAUUUCUCAAACUGAUGAGAGUUCAUUCAAUUGUUCAUUCAUAUUCUGCUGUGUACCAAGAAAAGCCCGGUGUCCUCGAAAUUGUAUCAAAUCCUUUUGAUAACAAUUCGUCGAAUGAAACUUCAGAAACAACCCCAGAUAUAUCGAUCACUACAUCUGGUGAUAUCGAGUCUGACACAAGCGGCACAGACUACGAUUCUGACGACCUUCCGGAUGAUCCAGAACUUUCCGCUUCGGCAGAAGAACGAAUAACAAACCCAAAGGCUUAUUUUGAGAAAUUAGAAUCCUUGGAACUGCGAAUGUUCAGCAAUUCAGGACUUUUUAUCCAUAAAACUGGCGAUUCUACAGGUCCAGCCCAGGAUGAAGCAUUACUUUGCCUUCCGAAAUCAGAGCACUAUAAGUGUCAUACUGAUUCUCUUUUGGAUAUCAUUAAAUCUUCAGGGUCUGGGCUUCUUCUAGAAUUUCUUGUCUGUCAUAACAGAGCCUACAGAGCUGGUGAUAAUCUGACCACGCUCCAAGAGCAUGGCUAUUGUGCGAAGCAUAUCUCUAUGUUAGUACAAGAUCAGCAGAGAGCUGAAGUCGUGAGAGUUAUUCAAAUUGAGAUACAAACUAUAUUAGAUUUGGUGGAAGUUUUCAAAAAUUUCAUGGGUCUAUUACUGGCUAGUUUCACUUCCGGUUCAUUUUACAACACCUCAACUACGGACGAGCUCGAUCGACUAAUCAAAGAAUCUGGCGACUCGUCAAAUCUAACCCAGAAAUGCCUUGAAGUCCUGGAUAUAAUAUCAAUCUCAUCAUCAAAUGAUAUGUGGAGCCGGCCAUUAAACGGCUUCGUUUGGCAACUUACAACUCAAGUCAUUGAACUAGCAAUUUUAUCAUACGCUGGCGCUCAUAUUCAACCUUUCGAUACAGAGUUGAUGGAGAAGGGUAUCCCAUCAUUCCAUCUUCCACAGCAGUUCAAGUAUCACGAUAAUACUCUAAAUCGAUUUGAAGGUCCGUCCUUCUCAACUUUAGGUGGAUUAGGUGUCAAAAUAUGCCGUCGACAAUUACAAUGUAUGGACAGGUUCUUAGGAAGGAAGCAGCCAUGGGUUUUCCAUCCCUUCAAUCAUGGUUCUCCUGAUCCCAGGAUACGCUUGUUUCUAUCGUCAACAAUCGAGGCUCUAACAGAUCUUUGGGGUCCGUCUUGGAAAAUUAUGAAAAGCUCCUUGACAAAUGAGAUCAAGCAAUAUGAUAUCGGGAAUGGUGCAAUCAUUCCAUGGAAAACUCGAGAAGCCGGGAAUGACACCCAUCUGAUCCCUUUGAACUCAGAAGUCUUUUGUCACUGGAUACCAUUCAGGAGUUGGAACGAAGAUGAAGUUGAGGUAAACCAGGAACUGUUACCGAGACAAUAUCUUUUAUCUUCCGACAUUUUAUUGAUUGGUGCACCCACCGAUUAUGGUCUUGUCGUCAAUAAAAAGUGUAUUCCAUCUCCCGAACGCAUUUUACAAAUCAAAAGUCGAUUGUCGGAUCAACAAGCUCUUCGCCAGCCCAAUACUUCUCGUGCUAGGCGAUAUGUCGAUUCACAUGCGAUUCAGAUACAGGGAAGUGCUAUGGGAUUUAUCUCUGGAUCAGGCCAAGUAACUUACAAGCGGAGAAUUGGGCACACAAUGAAGGAUUCUUUAGUGGAGCGAUGGCGACAUGGUUUACGAAAUCCCGUCGACCUUGAAGCCUUUUCUGGAGUUGAGGUAUCUCUCUGUUCACGUAAUGCUCGACGUCGAAGACUACUAAAUAUUCUUGCGUCUGAUACUAUGAUUAAUUAUCUUCAUGCCAUUUCCUUCACAUGGGAUAAAGGGGUCUGCGAAGCUUCAUACUUCAAAGCAUUACGCUGUCCAAAGUCAUUUCGAAAAUUUUGGAAAGCACAUAAAGAUUGGCAGACAAACAUUGGUGAUGCAAUUUCCAAAUGCUUGGAUGCGCUAGAAGAAACAGGCAUUGAUGAGGACAAUCAAGAAUUAAGUGCUUUUUGGGUUGAAUCUUUUGAUACAGAGGGAGAUUCAGAUGGGGAGGAUGAUGACAAUUCUGUUGGACAGCCCGACUUGACUAAAGAUAACGCUACUGGCGGCGGUAUUCAAUCGGUAGUACAAAAUAGCAUUGCCAGCGGACUUCCAACCCCACCAAAUAGUUUAGUUUCAUUGGACUUGGACAAAUUUUUUGAGGAAUGGGUCGUUACAUUAUUUCGAUCCGAACAUACAUGGACAGGAUUUUUAGAGGACUCUGAAGAAUCAUCAACCAUGGUAGUUGUUGGAAAGGAAUGUCUUGAUUUUCACGACCAAGAUGGCUUCGGACGCUGUUGUUUCCUUGCAGCGAAAACCAAAGGAUACUCUGUUCUACAAACCUCACUACAAAUUAAUGAAUCACUUCUUUCCAAUUGUUCGGCAAAGCUUAAACAAGAAAAAGUUGACAGUUGUAAGACUGUUUGGAAUGCACAAGAAUUGAAGAGGGGAACCACAUUUUGUUUGGGUAAUCAUGGAACACUAGAAGUUAUAUCUGGGUCUUCAAAAUUAUGUCCAACGGUAGUAGAGUGGAAGGGAGUAAAAGGUGGAAAAACUGUUGGAGGGAUAUUGAAAGAGGUAAAAAAUGUAGGUGUUAACGAAAAUUUACUUGGAAAGGGCACCGAGAAACAUCACAAAGAGUUUAUAAGGGGAUGUUGGAAAGUUAAGCCAUUGCCAGUUUUGGUAAUGAGUAAAAGUACAAAGGUUAGAUUUGGGAAAGAUUAGAUGAUGGAAGGUCAUGUCGCCAUAUACAUUUUUGAUACCUCUUCCUAUCUCUCACACCAAUGUCGAGGUAUCAUUUUCAUUCUCCAUUACCUUUCAUUUUCUUUUUGCCCGAAUGCAAUGUCAUCUCUUCAUCAACAAUCAUUCCAUCUUUUCCACAUUAGGUCUCUUUACGGCCUCCCUCCCUUUAAACAACAAUUCUAUGCCUCGCCUUUUUUUCAUCUCCUGAACGAUAAUCUAAAGUCUCGUAGAAAGCCCUUCUACUUCCUCGUCUCUAUGUAUACCAUCGUUAAUCACCAUUAUUCGCUGUCCUUGGAAAUCCUGAUAGAUAAUUGAUUAAGUUUUUUUUUGCGAACAAUGCAAUAUUUGCGACGUGUUCUCCAUUAUUAAAGUUAAGUAAUCCAGCUUUUUCGGCCA
Botrytis cinerea B05.10 is the source of this 6127-nucleotide messenger RNA. RefSeq lists its product as hypothetical. NCBI's taxonomy places the organism in Eukaryota, Fungi, Ascomycota, Leotiomycetes, Helotiales, Sclerotiniaceae. Gene Ontology annotation, biological process: regulation of DNA-templated transcription. The record is from RefSeq and is a predicted model, not a curated record. The transcript has 7 exons. Gene Ontology annotation, molecular function: zinc ion binding; DNA-binding transcription factor activity, RNA polymerase II-specific. Bases 176 to 5713 code for a protein of 1845 amino acids.